Molecule: messenger RNA, 2517 nt
Organism: Nannizzia gypsea CBS 118893
Lineage: Eukaryota; Fungi; Ascomycota; Eurotiomycetes; Onygenales; Arthrodermataceae
Product: regulatory protein
Exons: 5
Coding region: 1-2517 (838 amino acids)
Biological process (GO): regulation of transcription by RNA polymerase II
Cellular component (GO): chromatin
Molecular function (GO): DNA-binding transcription factor activity, RNA polymerase II-specific; RNA polymerase II cis-regulatory region sequence-specific DNA binding
Source: RefSeq, a predicted model, not a curated record
AUGUCUACCACUGUCUAUCUCGCUGCCAUCUACGCCGUACUACCGCCUACUAUCGCCUACUAUCACCUACUAGUCAUCGCCUACUGUCUGUCUAUCUAUCUACCUGCUCCAUCUCUUCUGUCUUCUCCGUCUUCUCGCUGUCUCAAAACUCCGACUUCAGCUCCCCAAAGACGACGACGAAGCCGAAGACGAAGCAGCAGCAGCAGAAGGCGAAGAAGGCGAAGAAGCAGCAAGAGAGACGCCGUGAUGGACGCCGACGCCGACGCUGCGGCCUCAGCAGGCCCGCGACCGCGCAAGAAGAGGGCGACGGCUGCCCGCAAGUCGCUCACCUGCGAGCACUGCAACCGGCCCUUCGCCCGCCUCGAGCAUCUCCAACGGCAUCUCCGCACCCAUACCAAGGAGAAACCGUUUACCUGUGAGAUAUGCCUCAAGUCGUUUGCUCGCAGUGACCUGCUUGUUCGCCAUGAGCGGCUUGUGCACCCGGCUGAGGCGGCCGCCAGGGCUGACAGGCGAGCGGCCGGAGCUGCAGCCUCUGCCGUCUCCAUCUCUGUGACGGCCACGGCUGCUGCGACUGCUGUUCCCACCGCGACAGCGACAGUCGCAGUACCGGCCUUAGCACCGGGGCCAGGGACGGGACCGGGGACAGUAACAGGGACAGUAACUGGACCAGGAACGGCGGACCACCUGAACCCGACCUGGGGAUACGACUUGAACCUGCUCUCCCAUGCAGCCAGCCAUGUAGCUCUCGAGGGCCAGGGCCAGGGGCAGGCUCAGGGGCAGCCGCAGCUUCAGGUUCACUCACAGGGACAGCUCCAAGUCCACCAGCAGCAGCAGCAGCAACAGCAGCAGGACAGAAAGCCGGUUCCAGUCUACGAGCGGCCCAUCUCAGAGAACUACGGGGUCGAGCCGUCGAUACUCGACCUUGCUGAUCUUGGUGACCCCGUACAGGACUUCACCACCUUUCUGGAGAGUGUUGGUCUCUCCUCGGACUGGGACUCGGGUCUGUUCAAUUCCGUCGAGCCUGAGCCGCUGUUGGCGACCCCUAUACCCGCCCUGGAUGCCUCUACCAAGCAGCAGCCGUUUUGUGCAGCUCCCAGGUUCACUCAGGAGCUAGACUCCCGGAGCAUCGCUCAGCCUGCUCAAGCAGCAACUCCAACUGCUCCACUUGCUCCAACUACAGCUGCGGCGGCAGCAGACGAAGCACCCUCGUUUUCAAAUUUUGGCUCUCGAUUGCCCUCUCUCCAGCCAGAAGCCCAAGACUCUGAUGCAGGUGCCUCGGAGCAAAACUCCCAGCCCAGGCCGGCGUGGGAUAUUUCUACCCAGGAACACCAGCUCUUCACUGCCAGACUAGAAGACUUUACCCACGUUUUCCCCAAGAACUUCGCGCGGCCUUCUAGACAUGCCCUCUCCCGCUACAUGGCUGGCUACAUUAGCGGUCUCAACGAGCACUUGCCUUUCAUCCAUGUUCCAACUCUCUCCGUGGCCAGGUGUCCGCCAGAGUUGACUCUGGCCCUCGCCGCCGCAGGCUCUCACUACCGGUUCGAAAACAGCAGGGGAAUCGAGCUCUUUCACGUUGCAAAGGCAAUUUUACUAGAGCGUCUUCGGCGUCUAGAUUCCAGGCGUACCGCUCUCCCACCUAACCCUUGUACUCCUUCCUCUUUCCAAGAUGCUCUUGCAAAUCUCUAUACAAAGCCCGCUGCCGCUACUACUACUGCUACACCUCCUUCCCACCCGGUGUCCCCACUAGGUAACUAUGUCCUCAUCCACGCUAUUAUCCAACAAAUCUUCUUUGCCCGCCAGCUCUGCCUCUCUGCCCCUUCUAUGGCCGGCACUAGCCUACGACCCGACGACCUCGCCGUCAUGGGCAACUCGCUUAGUGCCUGGAAACGCGGCUGGCGUCAAACACCGGAGUCAAGUAUCGAUCCACAAAACCCCGCGGGACCCAUAGCAUUCACGUCCACCGCCCUGCUUGGCCUUGCAUAUAUACGCCUGCACCUCGACCUCGGUCCAUGCCGCCGCCUCGUCUCCCAGGAUCCUGUCCAGAUCGCCCAAGCACUCAAUGACUCUCCACCUCUAACCCGCAGUUCCCGCCUGAUCAUGGCCCUCUUACACUCCGCUCAUGCCCUUUCCAUCCCCGUCCGUCUAGGCAUCGACUUCGUAGCCCGCACCCACUCGUUCUUCUGGUCAAUACAGCAUUCAAUAUGCUCUCUUGAAUGUGCAUUCUUGCUCUCGCGCUGGCUACUCUGUAUACCCGCCACCCAACAUGACCAGGGUCUAUCAGACCAUGAACGAAAGUUGCUUCUAUGGGUCAAGGGCAUGAUAGAUGAAACAGACAUGUCUUCCUCUGUUACUGCAGCUACAGAGGCAGAGCUUAUUACUGAUCCGGCACUGAUGAGACGCCUUAGCGUCGCUGUUGUGCGUGUCUGGUCUAGGACGUUCAAGGGGAAUACGAGCUGGCCUAUCGUAGACCUCAUUGGCGCCAGCCUGGAAAUAUACGCGGAUCUACUCGAUAUAUAA